AUGGACAAGAAACGCCCUCGGAGUAGUCGAAUCAGACUGGUCCGCUACAUCCCUGAGACGUCACCAACAAGCAGCAUCCACUCAGGCUUUGAGCCUGGUAUGAGGUGCAAAUCAUGCGGUGGCUUCCAUGCCCUUAAACCGGGCCUCUCUUCGCCUGUGGAGAGACUAGUCUGCAGUUGUUCCCGGUGCGAGAUUUACAUCAAGGAAGUACGCCCCCGGUCUUCUAGCAACAGUCUGUCAUCAGACUCCGAUUACAACAGCAAAUGUGGCUGCGACAAGUGUCGUGACAUUGAGAAUCGCCGGAUACGCCCCCGCGAGCCACGACCUAUAAGCCCAACUAGCAGUGAUUCUUCCGGCUAUGAGCGCACCGCAGGAGCCCGUGAUCGUCAUCCAGCCCGUCGCGCCGGCAGUUCACCUCUGGCCGAGAAACCUCGGGAAGCUCCCUCGGCUCCUAUGACACCUGCCCUAUCGGCCAAGCCCACCUCGACUCGUCCAUCGAUCACGACUAUGCAUGCCGCCCCGAUUAUUCAUCAUCACUGCUCACAGGCAGCCCCGAUGAUUCAUUAUCACUCCUCGCAGGCAGCGUACUGCAUGGAGCAUCCGGAGCUCUGUCGUGUAAUGCCUUCGCCAAUUCCACUACCUGCUCCUCCGCGCACACAGCCUCAGCAGUCACACCCCAGAUCCCGACAAGGCUCGCCCGAUCAGCCCAACCCGCGGCAGCUCAAAUGUACCUGUGGGAGUCCUGCUUCGGAGACUUUCUCUUCGAGGUAUGGAACACCCAGAACCUGGACCAGAUUCCAGCACUGCGGAUGUGGCUCCACCGCAGAGCAAUAUAUCUUUGACGGUGGUGACACUGCGUCUGACAGCUCGGUGCAUGCAAUGGCUGGCGACGAUCACGACGAUAUUGAAUCCCAUUGCCCUCUUCACCACCGCUGUCGUCCUAGAUUUGAGGCUGAGCAUGGUUGGGUUUGUGGACGGAAAUGA
This is a messenger RNA of Penicillium brevicompactum, 984 nucleotides long. RefSeq lists its product as uncharacterized. Lineage: Eukaryota; Fungi; Ascomycota; Eurotiomycetes; Eurotiales; Aspergillaceae. The coding region runs from base 1 to 984 and encodes 327 amino acids. The record is from RefSeq and is a predicted model, not a curated record. The transcript has a single exon.